AUGGCCAGAGACAACGGUUCUCCUCCCUCCCGCAACGUGACCGUCAGUGUGUUCGUAUCGGAUGUGAAUGACAACUCUCCUCAGAUCCUCCAGGCCGUUUAUAAAGCACGUCUGCCUGAAAACUCUCCUGCAGGUACCAUCGUGAUUAAUGUUAGUGCGAAUGACGCAGAUGAAGGAGUAAAUGGAGACGUUACAUAUCACUUUGGUCACGUUUCUGAUGACGAUGUAAAUGUAUUUUCUAUUGAUUCUAAAACUGGAGAAAUUAAAGUAACUGGCGUGAUUGACUUUGAAGAAAGGAGUUCUUUUGAAAUGAGAGUGAAAGCUAAAGAUGGUUUAGGACUCACCUCUUACGCACAAGUUAUAAUAGAUGUUACUGAUUUAAAUGAUAACGCUCCUGUUAUAUAUCUGAAAUCACUGACUAGCCCGAUACCUGAGAACGUGUCACCUGGUACAGAGGUGGGCAUCAUCAACGUGCAGGAUAGAGACUCUGAGGCUAACAGACAGGUCCGCUGCUCCAUUCAGCAACACGUCCCCUUUAAGUUGGUUCCUUCUAUUAAAAACUAUUAUUCUCUGGUGACCACAGGACAACUGGACCGUGAACUAGAGUCUGAUUACAACAUUACAAUCACUGCCACUGACGAGGGCUCUCCACCUCUGUCCUCCUCUAAAACUGUCCAGCUGUCUGUAGCAGACAUUAACGACAACCCACCUGUGUUUGAGGAACAGUCCUACAGCGCUUAUGUGACUGAAAAUAACAAACCUGGCUCCACGUUAUGUUCCGUUACCGCUCGAGACCCCGACUGGAGACAAAACGGUACCGUGGUUUAUUCUCUGUUACCUGGGGAGGUGAACGGCGCCCCGGUGUCCUCCUAUCUCUCUGUUAACGGAGACACGGGGGUGAUGCACGCUGUGAGGUCGUUUGAUUAUGAACAGUUCAGGAGUUUUAAAGUGCACGUGAUGGCCAGAGACAACGGUUCUCCUCCGCUCAGCAGCAACGUGACCGUCAGUGUGUUCGUAUCGGAUGUGAAUGACAACUCUCAGAUACUGUACCCCGCCCCGGAGGGCAACUCCUUCAUGACCGAGCUGGUCCCCAAAGCUGCACACGGAGGCUCUCUGGUGUCCAAAGUGAUCGCGGUGGACGCGGACUCCGGGCAGAACGCCUGGCUGUCCUAUCAUAUAGUCAAAUCCACUGAUCCGGGUCUUUUCACUAUCGGUCUCCACAGCGGAGAGAUCAGGACCCAGCGGGACAUUUCUGAGUCUGACAGCAUGAAACAGAACCUCAUUGUGUCGGUUAAGGAUAACGGACAGCCCUCUCUCUCUGCCACCUGCUCCAUGUAUUUACUUAUUUCUGAUAACUUGGCUGAGGUGCCAGAACUGAAGGAUAUUUCUUAUGACGAGAAGAACUCCAAACUGACCUUAUCUUAUCUGAUCAUCGCGCUGGUGUCCGUGUCCACAUUUUUUCUGACCUUCAUCAUCAUCAUCCUGGGUGUGAGGUUCUGUCGCAGGAGAAAGCCCAGACUGUUGUUUGAUCGAGCAGUUGCCAUCCCCAGCGCGUAUCUCCCUCCUAAUUACGCAGACGUUGACGGCACAGGAACUUUACGCAGCGCCUACAAUUAUGACGCGUAUCUGACAACAGGUUCUCGAACCAGUGACUUUAAGUUCGUGAGUUCUUACAAUGACAACACACUGCCUGCUGACCAGACCCUGAGGAAAAGUCCAUCAGACUUCGCUGAUGCGUUUGGGGACUGUGAUGAUUCUUCUGAGCCAAUUUAG
This is a messenger RNA of Pseudoliparis swirei, 1773 nucleotides long. RefSeq names its product protocadherin gamma-A12-like. Lineage: Eukaryota; Metazoa; Chordata; Actinopteri; Perciformes; Liparidae. Gene Ontology annotation, biological process: homophilic cell-cell adhesion. Gene Ontology annotation, molecular function: calcium ion binding. The record is from RefSeq and is a predicted model, not a curated record. Gene Ontology annotation, cellular component: plasma membrane.